This is a messenger RNA of Motacilla alba alba, 1760 nucleotides long. RefSeq names its product solute carrier family 18 member B1 (gene SLC18B1). The record is from RefSeq and is a predicted model, not a curated record. NCBI's taxonomy places the organism in Eukaryota, Metazoa, Chordata, Aves, Passeriformes, Motacillidae. The transcript has 14 exons. Bases 4 to 1476 code for a protein of 490 amino acids. Gene Ontology annotation, molecular function: transmembrane transporter activity. Gene Ontology annotation, biological process: transmembrane transport.
GGCAUGCUCAGUGCCGGCGGCCGGGCUGGCGCUGCUCCCGGUGCUCGCGGAGCCCGCGGGCGCUGCCACACGUGCGGCGGGAGGCGCCGCUGCAGCCCCAUGGGCAGCCGGGCGGCGGGCGGCACGGGCGGCGAGCUGCCCCCAGAUGAUGGCGUGUCAGAAGCAGUUGGUGAGGAAUCAAGACGGCUUACCAGAGAACAGCUUUUUACAAUAGUUGCAGCAGCUUCUAUAAAUUUCAGUUCAAUGAUGUGCUACUCAAUUCUGGGACCCUUUUUCCCUUCAGAGGCAGAAAAAAAAGGUGCCAGUAACACAAUUGUUGGCCUGAUUUUUGGAUGUUUUGCUUUGUUCAAUUUCUUGACUUCUUUAAUAUUGGGAAAUUAUCUUUCACAAAUUGGAGCAAAAUUCAUGUUUGUGUCAGGGAUGUUUGUUUCAGGAUGUGUGACCAUUCUGUUUGGAAUGCUCGACAAGGUGCCAAGUGGACCAAUGUUCAUUGGUUUCUGCUUUUUAGUAAGAACAAUGGAUGCAAUAAGCUUUGCAGCAGCAAUUACAGCAUCGUUCUCAAUCCUUGCAAAGGCAUUUCCCACUAAUAUAGCUACUGUCCUGGGCAGUCUUGAAAUUUUUUCAGGACUUGGACUGGUGUUGGGCCCACCUUUGGGUGGCUUUUUGUAUCAAUCGUUUGGUUACGAGGUCCCUUUCAUCGCGCUGGGAUGCAUAGUUUUGGCUUUGGUGCCUGUGAAUAUGUGCAUAUUGCCAAGAUAUGAUUCGACUCCUAGGAAGGAAUCAUUUUGGAAGCUCAUUCUUCUGCCAAAAGUCCUAAUACUCUGUCUCACUAUAUUUUCUCUAAGUGCAUGCUUGGGUUUUUUUGAUCCCACAAUAUCUCUAUUUGUCUUAAAGAAGUUCAAACUCCCAGCUGGUUAUGUGGGCUUGGUGUUCCUUGGUUUGGCACUCUCGUACUCCCUGUCUUCUCCUCUCCUUGGACUCGUGAGCGACAAACUGCCGUACAUCCGGAAGUGGCUGCUGAUAUUUGGAGACUUAAUGACAGCAGUGUGCCUUUUCAUGCUAGGACCUGCUCCUGUACUGCACAUUGAAAGUCAGCUAUGGAUGUUUGUGCUAGUGUUGGUUUUGAUUGGCUUUUCCCUUGGCAUGAGUGCUAUCCCAGUGUUUCCAGAGAUCCUGCAAUGUGCAUAUGAGAAUGGAUUUGAAGAAGGUCUGAGUCUUCUGGGACUGGUGUCUGGGCUCUUCAAUGCCAUGUGGUCCCUUGGGGCAUUUGUAGGCCCAAUUCUGGGAGGAUUUCUAAAUGAAGAACUGGGUUUUGAAUGGGCUGCAGCCAUCCAAGGAGGAUGGCCACUGUUAAGUGGUCUUGCAACUGGAAUAUUUUAUAUCAUUGAGGCAACAAGGAAAAGUUCCAGUUCCAGCCUGCAAAAUCCUCCUGGUGAUAAUGAAGACAGGACUCAUCUAAUGGGCAAUGAAACAUAGCCAAACAUACUUUCUAUUCUCUGUUUGCUGUUGUGGUUUAACCUAGUAUUGAGGUGACUGGCCUUAACAGUGCUUCAUUAUUCUGGAGCUGGGACGUGAUCCCUUAGUGAACAACCAGUUGUGGUUUAAUUGUAGAGGCAUUACUUUUUUUUGAAACACUAAACACUGACUGCCUUUCUUUUGGAAGUUCUCCUAAAUGAUGAGUAACACUCAGCUGUCAGCCUAUUUAAUUGUGUUCCAUGUACAGUGCACCACUGUAUAUGAAAAGAUGUCUGGUUUCCAUG